This is a messenger RNA of Suillus paluster, 447 nucleotides long. Its product is annotated as NDUFA12-domain-containing protein. Gene Ontology annotation, biological process: mitochondrial respiratory chain complex I assembly; response to oxidative stress. The record is from RefSeq and is a predicted model, not a curated record. Gene Ontology annotation, cellular component: membrane. The transcript is spliced from 5 exons. NCBI's taxonomy places the organism in Eukaryota, Fungi, Basidiomycota, Agaricomycetes, Boletales, Suillaceae. Bases 1 to 447 code for a protein of 148 amino acids.
AUGUCCUUCAUUCGGUACGUGCGGAAUAUCCGCAGGACAGGGAUUAAACAAUGGUGGCAUCAAUUGCAGUACAUUGGAGACGCUAAGGCGGGAACGCUCAUUGGAACCGACCAGUUCGGUAACAAGUACUUUGAAAACCUGAACCCGGACGAUGAAAUUCCAGGGCGUCAUAGAUGGGUGGACUUUGCUCAACAUUACAACAAUGCCACCCAGGUCCCACCUGAAUGGCAUUCGUGGCUAUCGCACAUCCGCUUGCAGCCACCCACGGAGGAUGCCGUCAUGCAAAACAUGUCUCCACCAUGGAAGGCGCCCUGGGCAGAGAACCUGACGGGUACGAGAGGUGCCUAUCGGCCGUAUAACACGGUGAAGCCAAAGAUUGAUGCUUGGGAGCCGAAGGUUAUAGCGCGAGGGCGAGGCACGUCCCAUAGAUUGUCGGGAGCCAAGUGA